This is a messenger RNA of Menidia menidia (Atlantic silverside), 624 nucleotides long. NCBI's taxonomy places the organism in Eukaryota, Metazoa, Chordata, Actinopteri, Atheriniformes, Atherinopsidae. The record is from the annotation of a GenBank genome assembly.
AUGAGCUCAUUCUCACCUUUACUAGAGUUUAACCCGGAAUUCCCUGAGGUUUUCCCAGAAAACCUGCUCAGUGUCCAGCGGCUGGAUUCUCAGGAAUCAGGUUUCAUUGUGUUGUCUUUCUUUCUUUUAGGAUCUCCGUACUAUGACAACGUGAGACCCCUGUCCUACCCCGACUCCGACGCGGUCCUCAUCUGUUUCGACAUCAGCCGCCCCGAAACCCUCGACAGCGUCCUGAAAAAGUGGAAAGGGGAGAUCCAGGAGUUCUGCCCCAACACGAAGAUGCUGCUGGUGGGCUGUAAGUCUGACCUGCGCACCGACCUGAGCACGCUGGUGGAGCUGUCCAGCCACCGACAGACGCCCGUGUCCUACGACCAGGGCUCCAGCAUGGCCAAGCAGAUCUCGGCGCCCUACAUCGAGUGCUCGUCCCAGCAGUCGGAGAACAGCGUGAGAGACAUUUUCCACGUGGCCACGCUGGCCUGCAUCAACAAGAGCGGCAAGCAGCUCAAACGCAGCAAAGCCGCCCGCGCCAACAAGAGGAUCUCGCACAUGCCCAGUCGGCCCGACCUGACGCCGGUCGGCUCCGACCUGCGCAAGGACAAAGCCAAAAGCUGCUCGGUCAUGUGA